AUGGCCGACCCCUUCUUCCAGUCGACAAAGAAGCGCAAGCGCCCAUCCAACAACGCGCGAGGAAGCGGCCCCUCACGCGUUCCUCACGCUUCCCAGGAGCAGGUUAAGGCCGCGCGGGACGAGGAGCUCUCUUCGGGCGAUGAGGGUGGUCUCGAGGCGAUCGACGACAUCGACUUCCAGAAGGACCGGAUGCCGCACACUCUCGACGACGCCGACUUUGUCGAUGCCAACGAGACUGCAGCAGAGAAGCGUGUCCGCCUCGCUCGCGGCUAUCUCGACAAGGUUCGGGCAGAGGUGGCGGCGCAGCGCGAGACGGGCGACUAUGAUGCUGAGGAGAUUGACCGCGAACUGAUUGCCGGCCGUUUAAGGCAAGAGGUGGACGAGGCGGAGGGGCGCAUCCACCGGUUCUACUCUGCCGCCGAGUCCAGCGGGAGUCGCUUCCAGAGCACGCAGCACCCCCCGACUGGGAUCGCGAUGACGGCCGCGGGACCAAUUUACACGUCAAUGAAGAACGGGUCUGUUCUCCGGUUCGAUCGGGAGACACUGGCACACAGCACGCUGCGCGCCGAGGGCGGCGGACACAAAGGCGCGGUGCUGUGUAUCGCGGCAAGUGAGGACGGCAAGUGGGUCGUGACGGGCGGACAGGACAAGAUUGUGGGCGUGUGGGACAUGUCUAGUGACGAGCCGCGGUGGGCCGCUGGCAUGCGGGGACACAAGGACGCCGUGAGCUCCGUGGUGAUUCCGCCACUUUCCAACGCUUCGGCGCACGUCCUCUCGGCAUCGCUGGGCCGCCACCUCACCCUUCACUCCCUCUCAACCUUGAGCGCACUGGAUACCUUCUUUGGACACCAGGACUCGAUCACGAGCGUCUCGGCACUCAAGCCUACCACGUGUGUCACGGCCGGCAGCCGCGACCGCACCUGCCGCUGGUGGAAAGUCGAGGAGGAGGUGCAGCUCGUCCUUCGCAGCGGCGGCAAGACCAAGGCAGACGGGCGCGAGUUCUUUGAGGGAUCUGUUGACGUCGUUUGCGCACUUGACGACUCUCAUUUCGUCAGCGGUGGCGACUCGGGCACUCUUGCGCUCUGGAGUACGGGCAAGAAGAAGCCGCAGUUCUCGCACCACCUCGCGCACGGCUUGGAUACCGAGGGACGCAACCUCUUCCCGUCCACGGUCGAGCCUAGCCCGCGCUGGAUCACGGCGCUUGCUGCCAUCCGCGGGACAAACCUCGUCGUGAGUGGGUCGUGGGACGGCCGGAUACGCUUCUGGGCUAUCGACCGCAACCUGAGGACUUUCAAGCCUGCGGGAGAAAUUGCCGUUGACGGCUUCAUCAACGACAUCCAGAUCCUCGCGCUCCCGGAGGGUGUGGUACUCGUCGCGGCAGUUGGCAAGGAGCCACGCCUGGGACGAUGGUUGACACUCGACCGGGCCAAGAACGGCGUGUUUGUGGCCAAGAUCGACCUCACGAUGGCCGAGGAGGACGAAGAGUAA
Messenger RNA from Cutaneotrichosporon cavernicola, 1488 nucleotides. RefSeq lists its product as uncharacterized. NCBI's taxonomy places the organism in Eukaryota, Fungi, Basidiomycota, Tremellomycetes, Trichosporonales, Trichosporonaceae. Gene Ontology annotation, cellular component: small-subunit processome. Bases 1 to 1488 code for a protein of 495 amino acids. The record is from RefSeq and is a predicted model, not a curated record. The transcript is spliced from 3 exons. Gene Ontology annotation, molecular function: protein binding; U3 snoRNA binding.